UGUUGUUGUAGCUGCUGCUGUUGUUUUUGUUGUAGCUGUUGCUGUUGUGUUGUUGUUGUUGUAGCUGCUGCUGCUGUUGUGUUGUUGUUGUUGUAGCUCUUGCUGUUGUUGUUUUUGUUGUUGCUGUUGUUGUUGUUUUUGUUGCUGUUGUUAAAGUGCUUACACAGGUUUUGGGUGGGUGUAGUUUAACCCUCCUGCCUGCAGGUGGCAGCACAGUGUUCACUCUCACUACAGGAAGGAGGAAGAACACAGACCGGGAAAAACACAACACGGUGGCAAUAGUAACAUAAUAAGCGCUCAGAUAGAGCUGGAGAUUCAGUUUAGAAAACUUCCUAAGCUCUGUAUGAAACUAUAACAUACACACUCAGACACAGCUGUGUAUAAACAUUACAUCCGGGACAUGUUCCUGAAGCAGUGAGUGGAAGAUGAGCUGAAAGUUGGAGACUCUUCAAACAGCUUUGAGCAGGAAGAACUUGGAGAAUAAUUUAGGAAAGAAUGGCUGUAGAGCCAGCAGGUGGCGCUAGGCUCAUACAGAAGUUUAAACUACGGCUGAUAGAUGCUCUGUGUGGAGAUCCUGACUUUCUGCUCCAGCACUGCCAUUCAUCCCGCUUACUGACCCAGAAAGAAUAUGACCGCAUCAAAGCUUCUGCAGUGCCAUGGGAUAAAGCUCGGGAUAUCCUGGAUUACAUGAUGAGCAAAGACAAAAACCGUGUUCAGAUAUUCCUGAGUCUUUUAAAGGAAAAAGAUAUACAGGAGGCAUUUCCUAAACUGGAAUUUCUCAAAGAGCUACCUCUGAGCCAAUCGAUCGCUACAGGGAAGAAGAGGAAGAAUGGCAAAGAAAAGCAACCAGAAGAAGAAGUUCCCAGAAAGCAGCCACACAAAGUAAAAAAAAGAAGCAGGACGGUGACGGAGAAGCAGCUCAUGAAGGUGGCUCGCCACAUUGGCACAGACUGGAAGGAGGUGGGCAGGGUGGCGCUGGAGAUCUCCAGUGUCAAGCUGGAGCAGAUCGUAGAGGAGAACCCACACAGCCACAGAGAGCGGGUGUUCAGCAUGCUGCGGCUCUGGAGCAUGCGAGAGAAGGAAUUGGCCUCGGCCACUCGCCUGCACUCACUCCUCACACAGGAGGAAUUCGCUGUGACGCCCGGGAGCAUCGACUUCCUGCUUGAGGAGAGCUAGUGUUAGAAUCACUGCUUUCUGUUCUCAUUACACGGAAUUACUAAGGUGGAUGUGUGAUGAUGAUUUUAAGCACCUGUAAAUAUUAGAUCAUAGUAGGAGGGUCUCAGAGUAGUUACAUGGACAGAUUUACUUCCUUGAUUUUAUUUUAUUUUAUUUGUUGUAUAUAAAGCCACAAUUCAAGAAUUUUGUCACAUGCGCUAGCUUUCUAGUUGGCAUGUUCGCACAUGUGCUGCAGUAAAAUAUAAAAAAAUAUAUAUUUUUUACAAAUAUGGUUAAAAAUACUGAUACAUUCCGAAGGGAUUCAUGGUGCAAACGGAUCUCUCAGGAACAGAUUUUAGUUUUUCCAUAAAUUUGCACGUGUAAAAAGUAUGUUUUAUGUUAGUAUGGAUUUUUUUUUUUUUGUAUAUAAAGUUCUGUGCUUUGUAUAUUUUGUAUCUCUUAUAACAUUUGUACUUUUGUACUGGUUGCAUAAAAAAAUAUAAAGAAAAUCUUGAUCUCA
This is a messenger RNA of Pangasianodon hypophthalmus (striped catfish), 1675 nucleotides long. RefSeq lists its product as uncharacterized. The coding region runs from base 496 to 1176 and encodes 226 amino acids. Gene Ontology annotation, biological process: regulation of apoptotic process; signal transduction. The transcript has 4 exons. NCBI's taxonomy places the organism in Eukaryota, Metazoa, Chordata, Actinopteri, Siluriformes, Pangasiidae. The record is from RefSeq and is a predicted model, not a curated record. Gene Ontology annotation, molecular function: protein binding.